Messenger RNA from Tuber aestivum (summer truffle), 3910 nucleotides. The record is from the annotation of a GenBank genome assembly. NCBI's taxonomy places the organism in Eukaryota, Fungi, Ascomycota, Pezizomycetes, Pezizales, Tuberaceae.
GCGCGAGUAAGCACCCUCCCCUUCCCCUUCUCCGCAUCGAUUUUUUAUAAUUUUUUUUUUCUUCCAAAUACCUUGCCCACUAGGUUUUGCAGGCGCACUAGCCUUUUUCCCUUUCUUUUCCAUCUUUUCGAUCUAUCUUUCUAGCUAUCUAUCUGUUCCAUCGCUUGUUCAGAGGAGAAGGAAGAAGACCGAAGAGAGAGCGGAGGAAGAAAGAAAGAAAGGACUAUCGAGAAGGAAGGAGCAAUCAGUAAAAAGGAGCAAGCACUAUUCAACUACGGUUGCGGGAUUUGGAUAAUAUUGUACGGUACGCACACAAACGGACAGAGGGAGGAAACACAAGAAAUAAGCGGAGGAAAGUAGGGGAGAAAGAGGAAAAAGCGGAUCGAAUCAGGAGCUCUCUACCUGCCUACCAAACAAUACCAUAGAAGCGGGAGAAGCAGGAGAGGUAAUGGCAGCUACAAAGGUACGGUCUGACAGAGAGCUUAUCUUUUCAUCUCUAUUCUAUUUCAUCUUUCAGUAUUCUCCCAAGAUUUGCAGGAGCCAGGGGUUGCGGGGGAAAAAGAAAGACUGGAGGGAGGAAGGGGGAAAAAAAUGCGGAUAAAAAUGCUUUUUAAAAAGAGGAUAACGAAGGGUUCUAACUAACAAAUUAGGACUCACUCUCUUCACGCUAUCAUCCACAAUCGACACCGAAUCGGCCUCCGGCACUGCACAUCAAGGACGUUCCCGUAAAGACUCCUCCUCCAUCGUCAUCAUCGUCGCAUCAUCGGUCGUCGUUAGGGUCAUCGGGGUCUAGCCAUAGGAUCACUAGGAGGAAGAGUAUGUCUUCAACAUCCGGAGCGAAUAUUGCAGCGGUCGUACAGGCCGUGAAAGAUAAGAACGAAGUACCAUUUGCUCUCCCAGUUCCGGCUGGCGGGAUGGGGAGGAGCCCGGGUAGUGCGAAGAUGUUGAACGGCGGUGUCUGUGGAGGUGGGGUGGAAGGGUAUCCAAGCCCGCCGAGUAGUCUACCUACUACUGGUCCGCUGAACGGGGGUGUUGGAGGCGUUGGGGGUGUCGGGGGUGUCGGGGGAACUGUUUCGGGGAUUGCGUUUACGAGAAAAGUUGGUAGCCUUGUUGGCGGUGGUGAAAGUGCGAUUGCGGAGGGUCAUGCAUCUGACAUUGGUCGGCCAGCACGGGGUAGGAGGGCAAGCGAGGGAGCUCAUGUUCAUCCGGGGGAAUCUGGUGAUGGUGUUGGGGGAAGAGUUGGUAGAGCAAGAAGUGGAAGUGAGCUCAAGUGUGAUAAGUGUGGGAAGGGGUAUAAGCAUAGUUCUUGUUUGACCAAACACUUGUUUGUUUCCCCCUCCGUGCCCUUCUCACUUGGUUUCGCAAGAACACGAACUACAAUUCACUGUCCCUGCCCCACACCUUGUAUGAACAUUGGAAAUCUCUCGAACUUUAUCUCUCAAUUUCCCCACCCCCUGUCCUAUCUCUCUUCUCCCUAGCCCUAGCCUAAACAGGCAGAACAUACCCGACCCAAGUGCCUGGCUAUCGAACUAGGCUGCAUCAUCCUUUCGCGCCCUUCAAGGGCAGCCGAGAGCUGUAUUCUUGCUUUUUGGCUUCUGGGUAUUGACAUUGUGGCCGUGACAUAGAUGGGAGCACACGCCCGAAUGGUCAUACACGUCCAAGCUUCUCAUUUCUAAGCACCAGCAAGUACAGCUCCUCGAAGCAGCUUCGAUAUUAGUUUCGAUGAACCCAACAACAACCCCUCCGGCUUCAUCGUCGGGUGCAUCAAAUGGCGAGGGCAAUUCCUCAACAAAUGACAGUUCAUCUAGCUCAGACGAUACUACGCCUCCACCAUCAGUGUUUUCGGGAUCAGAUGUAACAAGCCCAUUACCUACGCCUCGAGGGAUCCGUAAUGGGGCAGGCAAGCCGGGAAAGAGAUAUUCAUCGGGGUCACAUUCACGGUCUUAUCAAGCCCCACAUGGGAGCGGAGCCCUGGGAGGGAGCGCACCCAAUUCGACAGCAUUCCCUAGCCACUUUUCACAUCACCGACCCUCAAGACCACGUGCGGGAAGCUCCGCUAGUAAUGUCAGAGGAUCACACAUGACUUCUCCGGCUAUCAGACCGGCAAGUAUAACUCCGGAGGAUGAAGCACUUGCUGCUGCUAUCGAGUUACUGAGCUGUUCGUUCAACACUCCUGUUAUCGGGCCUACUGUGCCAUUAGGGAGUGUCCCGAGAGGAAUCGCUGGGCUGAGCUCUCCGCCUGUUUCCGGAAGGACGGGUUUCUUGGGGCCUCCGCUAAACGAUGUCGUGGAGAUGAAAAGAGAAGAAGGGGAGGAGGGAGACGAUAUACGGAUGGAAGAUCUGGAAGAGCGAAGGAACAUGAUGGAGGAAGAUGAUGAUGAGGAGGAGGAUGACGAUGAUGAGGAUGAUGAGGACGAGGAGGACGAGGAGGAGGAGGUAUGGGAAGGACGGGGGAGAAGUGAGGAGGAUGAGGACGGCGUCUUUGGUCAAAUGGAGGAAUAGACGGGGAAAUUUUCUGGGUGGUUGGCGGGGGAGGGGUACAUGCGGCGGGGUUGGAGGGCUUCUUAUCACGUCACCGAAUGAGAUGCGACUAUCAAACGAGGAGACCCCCAAGAGAAAAGAGAUAUGUUACCUGGAAGACAAAAAAGAAAAAGAAAAAGAAGAAAAGAAACAGGUCGCAAAUGUACACGCCCACAUCAGUCAGAUUCGCUUUUUAUACAUACGUUUAUUUAUUUUCCUACCGCGGUGUUUUGGGAGCAUCCGGAGAAGCUGGAAAGGGAAUCUCGAGAGAAGCAUGAGAGAAGCAAUGGAUGUAAUCCUGAGGGGAGCUGCAGGACGGAAGAAUAGGGUUGAGGUGGGGGGAGAGGAAGAGGAUAUGGACCAACCUCCCCGGAUGUGAUAUCAUGAACGAAAAAAAGCCAUUCCCGAAGUGCUUUCUGUCUUUUGUUGUUUUGAUUAUGAUGGUACCAGUGACUGGUUUCCCCUCUGGCUCUUUCGAGAAAUGGAUGGUGGUGUUGGUGGCUCUUGUGUUUCCUUUUUUUGGGGUAGUUGACGCAUGCGUUGGCAAUGGAGGGUUGGCCAGCUUUCUUUUUUUAAUACCGGCACUCUUGUUUGGUCUGCCCCUCCAGCCCCCGCCUGAGCCGCCUCCCCUGCCCAUUGUUUUGUCUUUCAAUUCCCCAUGUCCGUCAUGCCAUUUAUUCACUAUAUUACCCGACCCUUUCGUUCAGCCCAAGCGUGUUUGUCGGGGGGGUGGGUUUCCUUCCAAUGCUUUUUUUAAUUUUUUUAACGUCUGGUGUUGGUUGUUUUCUUUUUUCGUUUUUCUCUUUCAUUUGUUGUGCAUCCCGUGGUGCUCGGAUUGGAUCGCUAAGGUCAGGUGAUUUUGUCUUGUCUAUUGCGAGAUAUCGGUUAUGUAUGCGGGGGAGGGAAGGGGAUUUGGGGGAAGGGUAGUCUGUUGGCGGGGGAGUUGUCUUGGGUGUGUUUUUAUCUAGGAGAGGGUAUCCUUUUUUUUAUUCCCUUUCGCUUUCCAUCAUCCCCUUCUUCUCUAUUCUCGACUUUUCUAUUCCGGAAAGAAGAAAUUAUUUAACCUGUUGAAUUCCCUGGGGGAUGGAGACAAUUUGCGUUGAAUCGGAUUUUUUUUUUCCAACAACCUACCGUAACUACGGUAUUAGUACAGUACUGUAGCGGUAGAAGCACAAGUGCCUCCUCUGCCUCCCACUAAAGUGCUGCUCUGCCUUGCAUGUGAGAGUUAUUUUAUUUUUCUUGUGCCCGACUCCUGAAUGCUCUCGCAUCUCAGAGAGAGGGUGUGUGUGCGCGUGCAUAGCGGUAUGUGUUAAUUUACCGGUACCCAGAUACUACCACAGCUCUCGCAUCCACAAAAUAUCCCGUGAAUAAAAUAAGUGCCGACGACGAC